UACAGUAGAUGUUGAACUCAUAUCUACUUUUUCGACUAAUUUAAAAAAUUGAAUGGAAUAAAAAAAAUUUAGCAGAAUUUUAUUUAUUUACAGGUUAAGAAGGGAAGGAUCGUGCCAAAACCUUUGGGUUUGAGAGGAAAAUAUUGUUUGUCAAUAUAUAUAUAAGAGUUGGUUGGUGAGUUGUAUUGUGCUUUGUGUCAAACUAGUGUAGUAGUGUACCAUUCAACUUUCUCCAGACUUAAAAGUUCAAGUCUUUGGGGGUUAUUUGUCUAAAUAGACUACUUAAUUCUUGAUAAAAGAGUAGUUGAAGGAAUCUAGGUAAUAAUAUGAGGCUUUAUAUUGUUUUAUUAUUGGGUGAGUUGUGGUAGAAAUGAAUUAUGCGGACACUUUGUGAUGUUUGUGAAAGUGCUGCAGCCAUUCUUUUCUGUGCUGCAGAUGAGGCUGCCCUUUGCCGUGCCUGUGAUGAAAAGGUUCAUAUGUGUAACAAGCUUGCUAGUAGGCAUGUGAGGGUUGGAAUUGCUAAGCCCAACGAGGUUCCUCGUUGUGACAUAUGUGAAAAUUCACCUGCAUUCUUUUACUGUGAAGUUGAUGGAAGUUCUCUUUGUCUGCAAUGUGACAUGAUGGUACACGUUGGCGGUAAACGAACACACAGUAGAUAUCUCCUGUUGAGGCAGAAAGUUGAGUUUCCAGGAGACAAGUCGGGGCCUACAGAGGAAUUAGCCAGGAAGACAUUAGAUACCGGUGAAAAUAAGAAGGAUCAUAGUCACUCACCAAACCCAAUGAUUAAAGACAAUCAACAAAAUCACAGGGUGUCUCCUAUUUUGAUUUCAGAUGGGAGUGCAGAUGGGCAUGGCAAGAAGGACAAAAUGAUCGACUUGAAUGUAAAGCCAAGUCGUUUUCAUGGUCAGGCAUCUAAUCAGGAUUAACUCAUCUUCAGAGAUUGUUCUAGCCAGAAGAUAUUCUAUGAGAGAAUGUUUGUGAGGAGACAAAUAGACCUCAUGUGGCAUGAAUGUUCCACCAUUGCGCGUAUGAAGGAAGCUCAAUAGCCCAGAUUAGCAAUCGAACAACAUUUGGCAAUUAGUGUUAGAUAAGUCGCAAGUUCUGAAUGCUUUGAGUUUUUGCCAGUCUCAAGAUCAUUUUUUUUCCUUUAGGAUUUAGUUUUUUUCAUUAAGACAAACAUUUAAGAAAUUGCCUGCUGAAAGUAGCUGAUGUAACUGAAGUUUAUGAUGAUUUUAGUAGAAGUUAUUGUAUCUUGAAAUUUAAGGUCAUUUUUAGGUGUAUAGAUUAUUUUCAUGGUUUCUUGCACUUGUAUUAUUGUUCUUUCUCUAUUCAAAAAUUGAUCAAGAUCAA
Solanum pennellii is the source of this 1350-nucleotide messenger RNA. RefSeq names its product B-box zinc finger protein 19-like. Gene Ontology annotation, molecular function: zinc ion binding. The record is from RefSeq and is a predicted model, not a curated record. Gene Ontology annotation, cellular component: nucleus. Gene Ontology annotation, biological process: regulation of DNA-templated transcription; photomorphogenesis. The coding region runs from base 378 to 926 and encodes 182 amino acids. The transcript has 5 exons. Lineage: Eukaryota; Viridiplantae; Streptophyta; Magnoliopsida; Solanales; Solanaceae.